Penicillium chermesinum is the source of this 213-nucleotide messenger RNA. RefSeq lists its product as uncharacterized. The record is from RefSeq and is a predicted model, not a curated record. Bases 1 to 213 code for a protein of 70 amino acids. The transcript has a single exon. Lineage: Eukaryota; Fungi; Ascomycota; Eurotiomycetes; Eurotiales; Aspergillaceae.
AUGUCCGGAGCUCUCAAAAAAUUUGGCGACAGGAUUAUCAAUGACCCGAAACAAGUGGCAAAGCUUUUCAAAGAAGCAACCCCUGGUAGUCGACUUCUACCAUCACGAAAUCCUAAGAACGGUGCAGAAUAUCAGUGUCGUAUUGACGUGGGCGAAGAAAUCAAAGACAAGCCAGAUUACUAUAAUGUGUACCUUCAAGUCAAUAGUCAAUAG